CAUGGGUGAGGAGAGAAAAAGCUCUUCCUUUUCUCCCUCUCUGCUUCUGUGUUUCCUCUGAUUUCUGUCAAUUAUUUUUGCGCUCUCUCUCUUUAUUUCUUUCUUUGUUGUCCUUCUUUUCCUGUUCCACUUUGUUGGAGAUCUUUUACAAGACUGUUCGUAUUUUUGUUCUUCCCCCAGAAUGGAAAUUAGCGUUUUCCCUCCCUUGAUUUCUCUGUGGGAAUGUGAUCCAAGAUUGUACUUUGAUGUGUUUUCUCUUAUAUCUUGAGUAUUAAUUUUCCCCCCAUUUGUUUUUGAUUCAUCAUCUGCUUUCUUCCUUAUGGGUUUUGCUAAACGAGAUCGUGAUGGUGCGCAAAAGUUUUGAUUUUCUUUGUUUUGAAUUGAAACAUGGGCGAAGCAAACGAAGCAGGAAGUAGAGGUAUGGAGAAGCUUCCUCUACAAUCUGAAAAAUACCCAACAGAUCUGCUGCAGAGAUUUUUGUGUAGCAAUUCUCAUCAAGCCCGUAUUGCGGCGUUUAAUGAAGAAGAAGAUGCAGAGGAGAUUGAGCUGAAUCUCGGGCUUUCUCUAGGGGGUAGAUUUGGGGUUGACAAGAAUGCGAAGAAGCUUAUUCGGUCGUCGUCGAUUGCGGGUACGAUACCCCUUUUGAGGGACGACGAGGGCUCGAUUCCGGCAGCAGCGUCGUACCCGGCGUUGAUACGGACGUCGUCUCUUCCGCCGGAGACGGAGGAGGAGUGGAGGAAGAGGAAGGAAUUGCAGACUUUGAGGCGAAUGGAGGCGAAGAGGAGGCGGUUUGAGAAGCAGAGGAAUAAGGACGGGAUUGGAAUGGGGAGCGGCGGGUGUUUUGAAGAGGAAAGACGCGAAAUUGAUGGCCUUACCGGGUUGAAUUUGAGAGAGAAGAGGCCUUGUUCUGGUUUCACGGCGGUGGCGCCACCGUUCGGGUCGCCGACGUGGGCUGCAGCCGCUCGACAGGCUCUUAUCUUAGGCGGAAUUGUGGAUGAGGUGGCCAAAGGCAAAGGAUGUACAUCAGGUGGUGGCGGUGCCGGAGGUGGUGGUCUACCAGGCGUCGGUCAGCCCGCUUCACAGUGCUCCGCUGAGUCGCAAGGUGGAAGCUCGUCGGGGAUGUCGGAGUUGGACAGCAGACACAUCCAAGGAUCGAGCAGUUAUGGCGAAGCAAGAAGCUCCUCACAAGAACGAGGCAACGCAGAGGCUGUGGGUUCAUCAGGAUCAAAGAUGUGUGAAAACCCAUCUGGCAGUUCCCAAGCGGAGACAAAGAAUCCAUCCAAGAAACCCGACUCGGGCGAGAACAGGGGAAGAGAAACGGGACCAGGAACAACGUCGAUGGAAGACAUGCCUUGUGUGUUCACAAUAGGGGAUGGGCCUGAUGGGAGAAGGGUGGAGGGAAUUCUCUACAAGUAUGGAAAAGGGGAGGAAGUGAGAAUAAUGUGUGUGUGCCAUGGGAAGUUUCUGUCACCAGCAGAGUUUGUGAAGCAUGCUGGUGGGAAAAAUGUGGCUCACCCACUGAGACAUAUAGUUGUGAAUCCCAAUUCUGGCCCCUUUUUGUGAUGAUGUUUGUCCAACCAUCCUCUAGUCAGCCCCAUCAAACAUUUGGGAAGCCUUCAAAUAGGAAACAUAGAGAGCUUAGUGUUUAUGAAAAGAGAUAAUCUUUUUUUAUUGUAUUUAUUUGUUUUCUUACCUUGUAGAGUGAGUCAUGUCUUGAAGAGAUUUUUGAAUGGCUCUCAGCUGGAAGAGAUAUUAUGGAUCAUAGCAUUCAUAUUUCUUCCUCGUUUGUAUCUCAAGUUGGAUAGAAAAGAAAGCAGCAGCAGCACAGGACCAUUUUCAGAACAAAUUGUUCUGAAACUUUCUCUGAUGCAGAUUGAGGCAUCGAUCCUCAUCUCGCGGACGAGGAUGCUGUGUCGAUCUUCGACGAAGUCGAUGAAUGAUGGGCCUCUCGCCAACAUAACUGUCUCUCCUUUCUCCUGCUUCUUGACAUUAAAAUCAUGGCAUUUUCAUAGUCAUUGAUGGAAAGAGCAUUGCUUUUCCACA
Molecule: messenger RNA, 2043 nt
Organism: Momordica charantia (bitter melon)
Lineage: Eukaryota; Viridiplantae; Streptophyta; Magnoliopsida; Cucurbitales; Cucurbitaceae
Gene: AFP1
Product: ABI five binding protein
Biological process (GO): negative regulation of DNA-templated transcription; response to abscisic acid; signal transduction
Cellular component (GO): nucleus
Source: RefSeq, a predicted model, not a curated record